This is a messenger RNA of Penicillium verhagenii, 1725 nucleotides long. RefSeq names its product Leucine Rich Repeat domain protein. The record is from RefSeq and is a predicted model, not a curated record. The transcript has 5 exons. Lineage: Eukaryota; Fungi; Ascomycota; Eurotiomycetes; Eurotiales; Aspergillaceae. Gene Ontology annotation, molecular function: Hsp90 protein binding. Bases 1 to 1725 code for a protein of 574 amino acids.
AUGGCGUCAAAUGUCUCAGCUCUCCAUCAUAAAGGACAAAAACUCUAUCAAAGAGGGGAGUUUAAAGCUGCCGUUGAGGCCUUUGGCGAGGCAUUAAAACAGAGAGACGCAGAUGCUAUUGGCAUUUUGGAUAACCGUGCAGCCACGUUCUGCAAGCUUGAGGACUAUGACCAGGCGCGCCGAGACUCGAGGCACAUGAUCAAAAAGGCCAGCCAGGAUGAGCGCGGAUAUCUACGAUGCGCAAAGGUGCUUCUUCUCGAAGGAAAACCGGGCAAAGCCCUGGAAAUUUAUGCUUAUGGCCUGAAGACGCUUCCGAGUAAACACCCGCGGCGUGACUUAUUGCAACAGCUGCAUAAUAAACUCCAGGAUCGGAUGCUUCUCAAUAAACGAGAUCCUUUUACAAUGCUGCCAUUCGAGAUGGCAAUGAUGGUGAUCCAAGAUUUCUCCUUCAAACAAAUUGUCGGCAUUUUGCGUGUCUGCAAAGGAUGGCAGCAAUUCUUCGGUUCUAUAUCACACUUGUGGAUGAACAUUGAUUUCAGCAUGGCUCGAGCGAACGUUUCUUUUUCCGCGGUCCGAUCGUGCAUCCGGCGAUCAAAAGGGAUGCUCACCCAAGCCACCAUCAAGAAGCUGCCUCUCGCACAAACCCCAAGGACCUUGGAAUUUCUAAGCAGAUGUCCCGAUCUCGAGCACCUGGAGCUCUGGAUAUCUCACCCACAUAAGGAUUUCUUUGGGGUGUUCAAGGGCUCCAAGAAGCUUAGAAGCCUCGUCCUCUCAGCCGACAUGGCGAUUCCACAUGACUAUCUCGGUCGGUUUUUAAUCGAGCUCCCGAAACUUGAGCGCGUCGCUCUUUGGAACACUCAGAACUCAUCUGCAGAGUUUCUUCUUGCGGGGUCCUGGCCCACCUCUCUUCCGAACUUAAAAAGCAUCACCUUAUGCACUACCCAACUACCUCCAUCCCGCCCUUUAACUUCAAUGGCACCUGCUCUCCAUAUUCCUUACAUCGUAUCGGAUAUGAAACCGCACCCUUAUCAAAAUCUGGAGGAGCUAAGGCUAGAGGCGAACCCCCCAAAAGUCCAACCACUUACUUUCCCUUCUAAAGAUGAUCUUGGCACCGAUCACCGUCAAAAUAUUGGUGAUCUUACUCUCCCACCGCUCCGUCAUCUUGAGCUUCGUGGUAUUUUUCCAGAUACAUUACUUUUCGCAUAUUUACCUACCAGCCUUGAAUCCCUUACAAUAUCAGGUGGAGUGGCUAGGCCUAAUAUCGUCACACCAGUUCCCAAAACAUUCUCGAAUCUACACACACUAAUAUGCAGUGACACUGGGUGGCUCAGCGCUUUGAACCUUCGGACGAUGCUCUUCGAACUACAACUUCCAGUUCGAAAGCUGUGCUUGGAUCGAUGCUUUGGUCUUGCUUGGCUUGACUUCACCGAGAUUGUGGCUGAAAGGGCCAACAAUACUGCGCUGGUAAACCUGCAGGAAUUCAGUCUUACUCAUACCCAGUCGCUGGACGACACAUAUGCGAACGUGCUGGUACAUGCAUUCCCUAACCUUACGCUGCUCGAUUUAUCCUAUACCUCUAUUACCGGCUGCACAAUCCGGAUGAUCGCCGAGUCACGAGUAUCUGGUUCCGUCAAGAUAGACUGUCUGAUCUUGAGGGGCUGCGAAGGCAUAUCAUCUGAUGCUGUAUUAUACGGCCGCGAGCAAGGAUUGGAUGUGGUAGUCUGA